Messenger RNA from Neohortaea acidophila, 2240 nucleotides. Its product is annotated as spindle pole body formation-associated protein-domain-containing protein. NCBI's taxonomy places the organism in Eukaryota, Fungi, Ascomycota, Dothideomycetes, Mycosphaerellales, Teratosphaeriaceae. Bases 99 to 1850 code for a protein of 583 amino acids. The record is from RefSeq and is a predicted model, not a curated record. The transcript is spliced from 2 exons.
AACAAGCCUCACGCAAGGCUCCAGGCUUGACUGCAGUCGUUCGCUCGCGCUCGCGCUCAUGCAUAGCUGACAGUACACCUACGAGGCCAGUGACCACCAUGUUCCAUUGGCUCGCUGGUCAAAAGCAGCCGGAGAGUAUCCAAGACCCCGACUCGACUGGCUACCUCGAACCUCCCGAGACGCCCGCGCCGGUGUUUGCGGUGCGCGCCUUCAAGCAUGCGAUCUUCGGUACACCACAGACUACCCAGCCUAAACCGCGACGGCACUCGAACACCGACAGUACACGGCCACGGACGGUCGACUCCAAGCCCGCACGGCCGGGCCUGAGCAGACCUAAGAGUUCCAGUGAUGCCCAAGCUUUAGGCAAACCAAGAUUUGACGUGGUGGAUGAAGCGCUCGUCUCCCCUGCGAAAGGCAUAUUGCUAUCACCGGGAACGGCCGGCGGGAGGAAGAAGAAUGUGACCUUUGGCGAGAACGUAAAGGACUACGACACAAAAGGGUCUGCGAAGAGUGGCCUCCCUGAUGACUAUCCUGGAAAAUUUCCCAGUCCGUGGAAUGCGGAAUCAAGCGACGGAAAGACGCUGGCUGUAGGCGAGGGCAAAGGCCCCGGCCGCACCAAGCUUGUUGAGGCAUUUGAGCAGGCGCGCGAGGAGGCCAAGAAGCGCAAGAAUAGAUCCGCGAAGCGAAAGAUGGACGACGGCAGUGACAAUGAGACGACUGCGGAUUUUGCAAACCCCGAGUCUGACUCCGGGAAAUACUGGAAGCAUGAAUACGACAUCUACCGAGCAAACACCCAACGCGAGGUCAAGAAACUUAUCACCAAACAAAAAGCGGCCAAGAGUUUUGCGCACAUGAAGGACAAACAGUGCACCGAGCUGGCCGAUCAGCUCCUGCUCGAACAGAAGAAAGUCGCGACGGUGGAAGCAAAGUCUACAGAACUUGCCGAGCUUGUCAAGACACUCCAACACGAAUUGCGGUUAAGCCAAGCCGCAGAGAAGGCUCAUGCGUUGGAGAUCUCGCGACUGAGGUACCAAGCGCGGCCCGAAGAUUUUGCUUCCAGACCAGCUGAAUCGGUCGUGGCAACGCCAUCUGCUGUUGGGAGACCGGCACACUCGCGACGUCCUCAGGAGGAAGGUGCAGAACAGCGGCCCUCAGAGUUCUACACUCCAUUGGCAGUCUCACAGAACAGCGGAGCGGUCGCAAAGAAGCCAGUAGUGGCAAGCGACGAUAUAUGGGCGCAGUCCUUCCGGUCAACUACCGCAGCGACAUCUCGAGUGGCGGAGAAGUCGGUGAUUCGCGAGACGGCCGAGCAUGAGUCCGCAGAGAAUCCACUUCGAAGUCUGGACCUCAACCAAGUUCACAGUGGGCCGAAAGCGCCGCGGCCUGUGCCUUCAGAGAAGACCAACAUAGACGGAUCGGUCAGCGGAGGCCGACGCCACACAAGUCCACGUCAAGAAGCGGCGGAAGGCAGCGCCGUACAAACGGAGACCUCCACUCAUCCUCGGGCUACGGAGAGCAGGGGUGAUGAGCGCUUGACGGGCCGCGACGCAUCGAAGUUCCAGUCGGAGGUGAUAGUACCCCAGCGACGAGCAGCAAUGCACGCAACAGCGAUGGCAGAGGAGGCAAACAUGGAAAACGGUCAGGCGCGGGCGAGGUCGAAGGAGAAUGUAGCGCCGCAAACGACAAGAGGCGAGGGAGAGGAGAAACCGUCGGCGGUCUGGGGGUCCAUCAACUCCACUCAAGUUGGGAAGCGGAGCGCUGGCAUAACGGGCCGAGAUGGCAGGGAGGUGUCAUCGGAUCGCAUUGAAGCAGCGAGAGCGCGCAUUGCCGCACGAGGCCGGGCGGCGUGAUGAGGAGACAGAUGGCUCGUCCAUCAAUGGCCUUGAUUGCCCGUCGACCUGGCCACCGCACAUUCUUUGCGGUGGCAGACUUACCCAACGUAGUCAAGGUAGAUAUAUGAAGUUAUGACGUUCACUACAAACAACGGCGGCAUGAAGUCCAAAGAAGGCAGACGGGGUGAUGAAGGCAAUGUGGGAUGUACCUUAAGGUAGGUAGUGGUGAUGCAGGCAUGUGAAAGGGGGAAGGGAGGACCAAUGAGCGAGGGGCUGGCUUGGCGCGAGCCUCAGGCGCCGGGAGAAGUGCAGAUGCUGUGGAGGAUGGGAUGGGAUGGGUGACGGGAGGGAUGCAGAUGGCGGUGAAGGGGAUGGGAAUGUCAUGGGCAGUGAUUGCACGAAGUGGUG